Rattus rattus (black rat) is the source of this 1725-nucleotide messenger RNA. Its product is annotated as nuclear transport factor 2-like. Bases 1105 to 1485 code for a protein of 126 amino acids. Gene Ontology annotation, biological process: protein import into nucleus. The transcript has a single exon. NCBI's taxonomy places the organism in Eukaryota, Metazoa, Chordata, Mammalia, Rodentia, Muridae. Gene Ontology annotation, cellular component: nuclear pore central transport channel. The record is from RefSeq and is a predicted model, not a curated record.
GGUGUGGCCUCAUUGGAGGAAGUGUCACUGGGGGUGGGCUUUAGGGUUUCAAAUGCUCAAGCGUGUUUCUCUUUUCCUGUUGCCUAUGGAUCCAGAUGUAGAAAUCUGAAGCUACUUCUCCAGCACCAUGUCUACCUACCUGCAUGUUGCCAGGCUUCUGCUCAUGAAAACAGUAGACUAAGUUUCUGCCCUGUAGACAAGCCCCAUUUAAAUGUUUUCCUUUGUAACAGUUGCUGUAGUCAUGGUGUGUCUUCACAGCAGUAGAACACGGAAUAAGUCAGUGUCUCUUCACCAACAUAGAACAGUGACUAGGAGAUAUAGGGAAUCUUACUGCAAAGCUUUCGGUCAUCCCAGGAUUGUUUAUAGACACUAUAGAGAACUCACUGUAAAGUAGCCUUGAGUACAGAAUUUGUGAAGUCUCCAUGAUCAUUUUAGUAACUCUUUAAAAAAAUGUAUCAUUCAUGAGUGGUAGUGGCUCACAUAUAUAAUCCAAGUACGUGGGAGGCAGACACAGGCAGCUAUCUGUGAGUUCAAAGCCAACCUGGUCUGCAGAACUUGUUCAAGGACAGCCAAGGUUACACAAAGAAACCCUGUGUCAAUACAUACAUACAUACAUACAUACAUACAUACAUACAUACAUACUCAUGGCAUUGGAAAAUACGUGAGAAGAUUUCUUGAUUCAACUGAAAAAUUAAGAAAUAGCAGCGUUUGGGAAACUUGAUAAAAAGAGAUACUUGAUUUUAAUCUGACAGUCUCACCCACUGAGUCUGUUUGCUACCUCCAGUGAUCAGUCCUUCCCAGGGCUGGGACUGGCUGUGAAUAUCACUUACCAGCUAUGGUGGUACAGGCAUGUGAUCCUACUUGGGAAGCUCGAGAGAAGGAUUCCAACUUUCAGAGCUGUCUGGACGUAUUGAGUUCCUGGUCUUCCCAGGGAACCUGGGUUUCCCUUUGGGGGAUUUUACCUUGUUAAUGGUAGAAUUUAAUAAGUGAGCCCAGAAGAAAUCUCAAGGACUAUGUAAUAAAGUUUGAGUGAGGACCGCACUGGGUUGCCGCCGCCGCCAUCUUGCCAGCCCCAAAGGUCUCAGUAAGGUGGGUGACUCCAGAAUGGGAGACAAGCCAACUUGGGAGCAGAUUGGAUCCAGCUUUAUUCAGCAUUACUAUCAGUUUGAUAACGACAGAACCCAACUAGGCGCAAUUUACAUUGAUGCGUCAUGCCCUACGUGGGAAGGACAGCAAUUCCAGGGCAAAGCUGCCAUUGUGGAGAAGCUAUCUAGCCUUCCGCUCCAGAAAAUUCAGCAUAGCAUCACGAUGCAGGACCAUCAGCCUACACCAGAUAGCUGCAUCAUCAGCAUGGUUGUAGGCCAGCUCAAGGCUGAUGAAGAUCCCAUCAUGGGUUUCCACCAGAUGUUUCUAUUACAGAACAUCAACGAUGCUUGGGUUUGCACCAAUGACAUGUUCAGGCUUGCCCUGCACAACUCCGGCUGACCUCCUCCUGCCCAGAUAGUCACGCUGUUUCCUCCUCCCUCUGCCCAAUCCUAUCUCCUCCAGAUGCUCCAAAUAUCAUACACAAAGGAGCGGGGCCAAGGUGGGAGUGGGCGCAGUGCGCAUCUGUCACCACGGUAUUGUGCAUGAUGUUGGGAUGCUAGACAGUUGACAGGAAAAGUUGGUGUUGUACCAGCGCAUGCCUUGGAAAGACUUAAGUAAUGCAAAGAUUGUUGGUUUUUG